Messenger RNA from Microbotryum saponariae, 2541 nucleotides. NCBI's taxonomy places the organism in Eukaryota, Fungi, Basidiomycota, Microbotryomycetes, Microbotryales, Microbotryaceae. The record is from the annotation of a GenBank genome assembly.
AUGACUGGGUCACGAGAUCCCGGAGGGAGCGGUGGUAAAGCCCCAUAAGUUGCCACAGUCGCGUUCAUUUCUUCGAUUUAGUAGUAGGGUUUUGAGCCAUUUCCUUUGGAAAUGAACGCCCCGCGAGCGCGCGCCCGCGUUUACCCACCCACCCCCAACCCCCAUUUGUACUCGCCAGCCUUGACGUGUCGUUCGGAAAAGCCGAGGUCAACUUAUGCGGCCCGUUCUGCGCACUGCCCGCUCCGGACUGGGAUUUGGCAGUGCAUGGACGAUGUGGAGCGGUGCUCCAACCGGCUCAUCGCUCGACGCGCAUCCCGAACGAGUUGCCAUCACUUCCUCCCGAAGCUCGUCACCCCGUCAUGGCCAUGAUGGACUCGUCGCUUCUGAAACGCGUCGAGCAGACCCUGGCCGCCUUCUUGGACGAGCACGAGCUCUCGAGCGCCGUCCUCUCCAAGAAUGUGGAGCUGCUGAAGCAGACGCCAGCUCCGAUCCUGUGUACCCGCGGACCUACGUGCACCGCCACCGUCCACGACCUUCGGAUCCGAGUGCUCGAACCACUCCUCCAAUUCCUCCUGAACCAACUGGAGCUAAAAAGCAACCCCGGGGCGUCCCCAAGUCCGCACUAUCGUCUCCAGUUUCGCCCUCAGGACCCGUCCCAGCCGGAUGGAGUCACGUUGGCCUUGAUGAAGGAUCGUCCUGGAACGUGCGUCGCUCUAAUGGUUAUCCACUUUGAGGAGGAUGACGACUUCCUCUCCUUUGGCCCUCAAACCAACCUGUUCGCGCGAAAAGGCGAGUGCAGGUAUCACCUUCACCACGAUCGCCCGAUUCCUCUCCAGAACGGCGGCAGAAGUCAUGGAGCGCAAGCCAUCUUGAACAAGGUCUAACCUCUGAAACUGAGCUUAUACUGGUGCCCACCCCACUGAUGACCUCGUACUUUGACUUCUUGUGCAGCUGGCGUUGCUGAUGGAAUCGGCGGUCGAGCGCCACCCCGAGACCGGCGAGGUCAUCGUUCCUGUACGAUUCGGCAUGAUCCUCAGCACUCAUUUUGGCAUCUUUGCCGAGGCCAGUGCGUACCCGUCUCGUGUUUUCGUUCUCGCCCGCGCACAGAGCUCAUGUGAUUUGCGCUUUCCCAGUUGUGAAACCGCAGAACCCCAACGACUUCGGGCUCAUUUACUCGCCGCUGUUUCAUACAGUAGGCGCGAUACACUAUCUCGACAUGGAGACCUGCUUCGCGCUCACAAACGGAUCUGUAGCAUUGAUGUUUCUUGCGUCGAUGAUCGAUCACCUCGCUAAAACCCCUGAGCCUCCUUUCGAGGUCGUACAAAGGCUUUUCGGUCAAGCCGACCCAAGUGACGCCAAGAGAUGGACGUUCCAGCGGGAGCCGAGGAGACGCACGCUCAAAACAGGAUGGACCCCAUUAUCGAGCUUGGAAGUCUUCUCUGUAUACCACUAUCGUGUUGAAGCCAAACUGAGUCUCGCAGCCUGGCCAGUACGUCCGCGCAUUACGACUUUUCUUAAGAUUGGAACCGCCCUUGAUGGCCACGUUCUUCCCAUGUCGUUCAGCCUCGAAUUUCCAUCAGCAAUGGCAGGAUGCCACAAACGCGGAGUGGAUACGAAGCCGUCACUUUCGAAGUCGUCGAGACUGGCCCAGCUCAAGACAACAGUUCAAAGAAGCACAAAUCCGAAUCGACGAAGUACAAACCGUGUCAGCGCCUGUGUACCUUGCCCCCAGCCUUGCUGUCUUUUCUACUUGCCUUCAGGCCGGAAAAGCACUGUGGCGACGCAAAGGAAGGGUUUCUGUCAGACUUGGUCAAUGUAGAACCACAGUCACUUCUGCAUUUAGUGCUCCCCCAGUUCAUUGCAGAGGGUGGGUUUGCUGUUGUACGUGCGGGUUUAUUGAUCGGCAGCUCGUCUGUGCCGGACUUGUCCAUGGACGAAUAUCUGUCGUCUUCGAUGGUCGAACAGCAACACAGUGACUCGGACGCCGACACCGAAAUGCAUACUGCGGAAGCCGAUCGACUUGGUUCAUCGACCUGGAUUCCUUGCACGUCCAUUCCGACGGAUCAAGCGGUGGUUUUCAAGUCUUUCUGGGAUGUCCCGAGUGCCGUGCACGAAGCCUUGUUCUAUGAACACGUCUUUCCGCUACUGCCCAGCGAGGCCCGCGCUUUACUCCCGACCUAUCAUGGUGCCUAUCGAGAUUCUAAAGGGACCGAUCUGGGACUCGUUUUGGGGUACGGAGGCCGGCCGAUCGACGAGAAAGAGGUGGACGAGGUCCUCAAGAAGAAAGUGGCGUGAGUCUGGUUGCGCGGAUGUCCUGGUCUCCUCUCGCCGUGGGCUUUGCAGCUGACGUUGUCAACGUCUCGCGCAUGAUACAGCGACGCAUUCAGAGUCUUCGACAAAUGCGGCGUCGAGCACAUGGAUCGAGAACUGCGCAAUGUCCUCGUACGCAACGACGGAUCGUUGUGCAUCAUCGACUGGAACCUCGCGAGACUCAAUUUUGAUCGUCGCUUCCUCAAGUAUGGGACAGAGUUCAGGUGGUGA